Messenger RNA from Pisolithus orientalis, 2309 nucleotides. RefSeq lists its product as uncharacterized. Gene Ontology annotation, biological process: purine ribonucleoside salvage; carbohydrate metabolic process. NCBI's taxonomy places the organism in Eukaryota, Fungi, Basidiomycota, Agaricomycetes, Boletales, Pisolithaceae. Gene Ontology annotation, molecular function: magnesium ion binding; phosphopentomutase activity. The record is from RefSeq and is a predicted model, not a curated record. The transcript has 22 exons. The coding region runs from base 140 to 1897 and encodes 585 amino acids.
GUAUCUGGCGACGUUCUCAGAACCUGAGCUUUGACAUAGCGUAUUGGUCGGCCAUAUUAUAUCAAUUGCGAACGGGUUUAAGCAGUAAGAUAACCACAUCUCUCCAAGCUCCUCUCAGUCUACAACCAUCGAGACAGUGAUGGCCCCCACGAUAGUACCACUAGAGCAACUCGUAAACGAAUGGCUGAGGCUAGAUCCGAAUCCUAUUACCAGAGACGAGAUACGAAGGCUAUGGGACCACCAACAGAUAGACGAGUUAGAACAACGGAUGAGGACGCGUAUCGAGUUCGGAACUGCAGGCCUCCGAGGGAAAAUGGAGGCCGGUUGGGCACGGAUGAAUGAUCUGAUAGUAAUACAAGCAUCGCAGGGAUUGUGCGCGUAUGUGCUCCGAAGUAUUCCUGAGGCUUCCAUCAGAGGCGUCGUUGUUGGUCACGACCACCGUCACAACUCGGGGCGGUGGGCGAGCCUCACAGCGCAGGUAUUUAUAUCGAACAACAUCAAGGUCUAUUUCCACAGAGGUUUCGUGCACACCCCAUUAGUGCCGUUCUCUGUGAAGAAAUUGAACGCUGCUUGCGGAGUGAUGAUAACUGCAAGCCACAAUCCCAAGGAUGACAAUGGCUACAAAGUGUACUGGGAGAAUGCUGUGCAAUCUAUACUGCAAAAUUUGGAACCUAGAAUUGAACACAUGCCAGAUGUCUACACCUCUCCUCUCUGCAUCGACUGCUCAGACUCUAUGAAGCAAAGUUACUUUACACUCAUUCGGGGACUUGUAAUGACUAAAGUUGCUCAUUCAUCUGCUAAAUUUGUGAACACAUCUAUGCACGGUGUUAGUGACCCAUUUAUAUCGGAAGCGUUUAGGCAGGUGGGAUUUGCCCCCUGCAUUCCAGUCGAGAAACAACGCCUCCCGGAUCCCAAUUUCCAGACUGUGAAGUUCCCGAACCCGGAGGAGAAGGGUGCUUUGGACCUAGCGAUAUCCGAAGCUACGGCAUCCGGAGCAGACUAUGUUUUAGCCCAGGACCCCGAUGCAGACCGUUUCACUGCAGCGGAGAGGGGAGCUGACGGAUUGUGGUUUCUCUUCACCGGCGACCAGUUAGGUGCCCUGUUUGCGGACCAUGUUCUUGGCAAGUACAAAGCUACCGGCAAACCUUUGAGCAAGCUGGCCAUGAUUGCAUCCAUUGUCAGCUCCAAAAUGGUUGAGGCAAUGGCACGUGUCGAGGGAUUCAAAUUUGUUGAUUGCUUAACCGGCUUCAAGUUCAUCGGAAACACUGCGCUGGACUUGGUAGCGGCAGGUUACGAGGUCCCUUUUGGUUACGAGGAGGCCAUCGGGUUCAUGUUUGGGUCUGAGAUUAGGGACAAGGACGGUGUGGCUGCAACGGUCAUGUUUGCAGAGCUCGUUGCAGAAGUCCGGCGGCGGGGACUUACGGUCCAUGAAUAUUUGGAAGAGCUCUACCAGAGGUACGGUUACUUUGAGACGAAGAACAGCUAUUUCAUAUGCUCAGAUCCUGUUACAAUUGACCGUAUCUUCUGGGGAAUCCGUCACUCUCAAGAGUCCGACUCUACCAUUCACUAUCCAUCAUCCAUAGCUGGCCUCGCAGUUAACAGCGUCAUUGAUUUAACGGCAGGAUACGGCUACGAUAGUACGAACGCUCCAUCCUAUCAACCAAGGCUCCCCCUUUCCUCCGGACACAUGGUUCAGUUCAGGGCGCAGUCGACAGAUGAUCUAAAUAUAAAGAUCGUGUUGACUAUUAGAACAAGUGGAACAGAACCGAAGAUCAAGUAUUAUCUUGAAGGAAGCGCGACGGACCGUCAGGAACUGGCCAGAAUACUGAACCUUAUUGUGAAAGACCUCGCAGAAGUAUGGAUGAAGGCGUCGGAACAUGGACUCCGUAGUCCAUGAGAACUUGUACAAUUCAUCCUCGGUCACACAUAGCUUUCUACCAUGUGCCAAUGAAGUGGUUGUUGAGUGUUAUUCUGGGCUCGAGGUAUUCUCCAUAUUACACUCAGUUAGUGCAGUCCACUAUUUGCCUAUCUAACACUCAGAGGAGGAUGCUCACGCAUUGUCUGACCAGUCACUAUUUUCUUCUAAGUUUAGUAUAUAUAGAAACUGUGGUUCUAGGUUCUCCUGUGGACCCCGUACCGGCGUUUUAAUCUCAAGAUAUGUUUGUCUUCAAUUCACUGCUGUUAUGCGUGCCAGAGGCAUGAUCAAUAAACUGUGGAAUGGGUAUAGGCCCAUCAAGGCAGUUGAUAGAGCGACCGCUUCCACAUAGUGCAGAUUUGGCUGAAUCCAUUUGGGUUUCUUGAAUUUCGUU